GCAGCGCGGAGCCCAGCAGCGCUCACACGGCGAAGGAGAGCCGCACAAAUGGAGCUCUUUACGGGAAUCGGAUCUUUACUUUUCUUCUCUGUACUGAUCAACGGCAUUUUCAUCACGAUCCAGACCAAUGAAGAGGUUCUCCUGGACAUGCGGGCUACAGGAGUGGACCUGGGCUGGCUCACUUGGCCCUUAGACCAGGCGGACAAACCAGGGUGGGAAGUGGUGCAGCGGACUCUAAAUGGUUCCCAGUUCUACACGUACUCAGUGUGCAAUGUGGGGGAGCGCGAGCAGGACAACUGGCUUCGAACCACCUUCAUCCAGAGAAGACCUUCAGCCUCAAGGGUUUUUGUGGAGCUCCAGUUCAUCGUAAGAGACUGUAACUCCUUUGAUGGUGCAUCACUGACCUGCAAAGAAACCUUCAAUCUCUUUUCUUCUGAGGCGGACGCAGAUGUUGGCACCACAUUUCGAAAAGGUCAAUUCAAGAAAGUAACCACUAUUGCUCCAGAUGAGAUCACCAGCAAAAAUGAACUGCGUAUCAACACUGAAACAAAAGUAGUCGAGAACCUCUCAAGGAAAGGGUUUUACUUAGCUUUUCAAGAUAUUGGAGCUUGCGUGGCUCUGCUUUCAGUUAGAGUUUAUUACAAGACAUGCCCCGCUACGAUCAAGAGUCUCGCAUCUUUCCAAGAAACUGUGGCAGGAGGAGAGAAUCAGGCAUUGAGAGAGGUCAUAGGUGAAUGUGUGGAUAAUGCUGUGAGUGAGGAGCAGCCGAGGAUUUACUGCACCGUGGAUGGCGAAUGGGUCGUGCCCGUUGGACAGUGCCAAUGCAAACCUGGAUAUGAGGAAGUCGGGAAUGUGUGCAAAGAGUGUCCACAGGGCUUCUACAAACCGACCGCAUCCGGUGACAGGUGUCAGCCAUGUCCUGCCAACACCCAGAAGCAAGGGACAGGAGCAGCCACCUGCACCUGUCUCGAGGGCUUCUACAGGGCCCCCACCGACCUAGAGACUGACCCCUGCUCAGGGCUCCCGUCAGCACCUCGGGACCUUGUGGCCAGCCCCAUAUCUGCAGGGAAGCUGCAGCUGUCCUGGAGCCCCCCGGAGGACACUGGGGGACGCUCUGAUAUCACCUACAGUGUGGAGUGCCAGCGCUGUGAUGGGUCUGUGUGCCAGGCCUGUGGAGAGAAGAUCCGCUUUGACCCGAGCAACACCGGGCUCACUGACACCCGCGUGUCUGUGAGUGAGCUGGACGCUCAUCUCAACUACACCUUCAGUGUGGAGGCUCACAGUGGAGUGUCUGUGUACGCACAGCAGCUGCCCUCCACCUCCGCCCUCACCACCUCCCUGCACUACACAGAGCCUCCAAAGAUCACCACCAUGAGACUGGUAGAGAGGACGCCCACCAGCCUAUCCCUGUCCUGGGCAGUGUCCUCCAAAGCCCGGACCGCACCACGUGCCUUCCACUACGAGCUCAUGUACCGCAAGAAUGAUGCAAACUCAGAUGUAACCACAUACACGGUCCUGAUCCUGGAGAAGAACUCAGUGCAGAUCAGUGACUUAGCCCCUGGGACAGCCUACCUGUUCAAGCUGCAGGCGGUGGGGUCUGAUGGCAGCCAUGGAUCCAGCAUGGAGGAGCAGUUUGAGACCUCCUCUGAAGUAGACUCCCUCACCACCAGCAACACGGCCGUCAUCUUCGGCGCAGCGCUGGGAGGAGCCGCCAUGUUGUUCAUUGUUGCUGUGGUGCUGUUCCUGCGCAGACGAAAGAGAGGCUCUCAUGUGAGACAAGGGCCAGAGGACACGUACUUCUCCAGCUCAGAACAACUGAAGCCUCUGAAGACCUACGUGGACCCCCACACCUACGAAGACCCCAACACUGCCGUCAUGAAGUUUGCCACAGAGAUCCACCCCAACCAUCUCACCAAACAGAAGGUGAUCGGAGCCGGGGAGUUUGGUGAAGUUUACCGUGGAAACCUGAAGGUUCCUGGGAGGAAAGAGGUUGCCGUGGCGAUAAAGACCCUGAAACCAGGCUACAGCGAGAAGCAGAGGCAGGACUUCCUGAGCGAGGCCUCCAUCAUGGGCCAGUUCUCCCACCAGAACAUCAUACGUCUGGAAGGAGUGGUCACUAAAUUCAAACACGCCAUGAUCGUCACAGAGUACAUGGAGAAUGGAGCUUUGGAUCGCUUCCUCAGGGACCACGAUGGGGAGUUUUCAUCCUUCCAGUUGGUGGGCAUGCUCCGUGGGAUUGCUGCAGGGAUGAAGUAUCUCUCGGAUAUGAGUUACGUGCACAGAGACCUGGCGGCGCGUAACAUCCUGGUCAACAACACGAUGGAGUGUAAAGUGUCCGAUUUUGGCUUGUCCCGAGUGCUGGAGGACGACCCCGAAGGCACCUACACCACCAGCGGAGGUAAGAUUCCCAUCCGCUGGACAGCCCCAGAGGCCAUUGCGUACAGGAAGUUUACUUCAGCCAGUGACGUGUGGAGCUUUGGUAUCGUCAUGUGGGAGGUGAUGGCAUUUGGAGAGAGGCCGUACUGGGACAUGAGCAACCAUGAGGUGAUGAAAGCUAUAAAUGAGGCCUUCCGUCUGCCUGCGCCCAUGGACUGCCCCUCGGCGGUGUAUCAGCUCAUGCUCCAGUGCUGGCUCCAGGACCGGUCCAAGAGGCCCAAGUUCGGAGACAUCGUCCCUCUGCUGGACAAACUGCUCCGGAGCCCCGACUCCCUGAAGACCAUCGCAGACUUCGACCCACGCGUAUCCAUCCGCCUCCCCAGCACCAGCGGCUCGGACGGCUCCCCCUUUAGGUCAGUUCCAGAAUGGCUGGAGUCCAUCAAGAUGAGCCAGUACAGCGAGAACUUUAGCCGCGCUGGAGUCGUCACCAUGGACCAGGUUCUGCAGAUGAAGAAUGAGGACAUUAAAAACAUUGGUGUGCGUCUGCCAGGGCAUCUGAAACGAAUCGCCUACAGCAUCUUGGGCCUGAAGGACCAGACCAGCACCCUCAGCGUGUUCGCCGUGUGACUUCUGACCUAUUUGCGGAUUAUGCUAUUUGACCUUUGACCCUCUGAACUCUGAGCUGGAGCUGGAGCUAAAGGCGUGGAGAGGGACUGAACCAGCGUACACUACCUGGAGCUCGCAUCGGAACCCAAACGCCUUUCUAUAAUGUCCCACGUAGCCUUCCAAUUUGUAGAUAUCAUUUUAUUAUUCACUUUCUUAUCCAUACGUACACUGCUUUUGAUCCUUUAUGGCCCUCCUGGAGCCGGUAGUGAGGAUGACAGGCCACGCCCAGCAUUGUUAAAGCUCUAAUCUGGCACUUUGGACCACUUCCUGUCAGCCCAAAUAUGGACGCAGCGGGCGACACGGCUGCGGUAAGCUAGGGCUGGUCCAGGUGUGAACUCGUGGACUGGAGUGGGACUGGCCUGCUACCGAUACUAAGCUACAAUCAUAUAAUAGAUGUUGUUAUAUGAAAAAAAAAGACUUUGUGGUACUUUGUGUGUGUAUAUACUGUAUACUCUAUGGCUUUAGUUCCUGUUUUGGGCAGUUACCAAAUACUUCUUGAUGUAGCACUUAGUUCAAUCUUCACUUCAAUUAAAGAUAGUUUUUAAACUUGCAAUGCAUUUUUAUCUAACGCUGUGUGCUGUUGUGUGGAGAAAAAAAAACACACCAAGGUUAAUCUGUACACCAGUCAAAAGUUUGGGCUCAGCCUCUCAUUCAGUGUUUAGUACUUUCGACAUUUUAUAUAAAAAUCCUCAAAUCAACCACCUUUUGCUUUUUUGAAAAAUAUUUUGUAGAGCUAUUUCACCUUUUCCUUUACUAAAUAAUUCCAUAAAUCUUGCUUCAUAUAUUUAAUGUCUUCUGUGUGUAUUUAAAAUGUUGAAAGCUGUAAGAAAAUAAUAUUGAAUGUUAGGGUGAGUUCAAACUUUGACUUUGACUGGUAGUGUAAGUCAGUGUAAAACCAGUCUUAAUGUUGCCACUAUUUCAUCAAAUGCUAUUGUUUACCUAUCUGCCUUAAAAUGCUUAAUUUUCAUAAAAACAAAGAAAGAAAUCACUUUUUUAAAUGUAUAGAAAUAUAUAUGCUGAUUUCUAUAGCCAAAUCUUAAUUCUUUGACUUGCAAAUUGUGGGCUGGUCUGAGUUUUGUGUCUGUUUACUUUGCGAGACUAGCUAUAGGUUGCAUAAUGGGGUUUAUAAUAUAAUUUCAUACAAAGAGUUGAGUUGCUUAAAUUUUUUAUUUUUUUGUGAAAUUGUUUCCGAUUGCAUUUGAAUCCAACGUGCCUGUGUGUGUGUUGCGUGUGAUGUUUAAAGUGCUCUUAAUGAUGACUGCAAACCUCUGUGUUACUGAUCUACUUGAAUACGCAUCUCCUCUUCUCAUGUACCUGACAGACCCGCGUUGGAAAAGGGAUAUUUUACUCUGUCCGCAGAUUACUUUUGUACAUUUGUCUGAUUCUCAAAUUAUUUUUGUAUCUGCUCAAAGUUUGUGCUGCCUUUUCUGAAAUCUGGGGAGCUCUUUCUCUCCUCCUUCCAGUUUUAUACCGUAUUUAAUAGUAUUUAUUUUGUACUUUUAUUUAUUUACUCUGUUGAACACUGAGCUGGGAUUAUAAUUGAAGGCUGUUCUCUUCUUAAUAAAACUGUCUAAAAAAA
Boleophthalmus pectinirostris (great blue-spotted mudskipper) is the source of this 4621-nucleotide messenger RNA. It is a transcript of the gene epha2b, whose product is annotated as eph receptor A2 b. The transcript is spliced from 17 exons. NCBI's taxonomy places the organism in Eukaryota, Metazoa, Chordata, Actinopteri, Gobiiformes, Gobiidae. Bases 49 to 3003 code for a protein of 984 amino acids. The record is from RefSeq and is a predicted model, not a curated record. Gene Ontology annotation, cellular component: neuron projection; plasma membrane. Gene Ontology annotation, molecular function: transmembrane-ephrin receptor activity; ATP binding; protein binding. Gene Ontology annotation, biological process: axon guidance; cell surface receptor protein tyrosine kinase signaling pathway; protein phosphorylation.